CGAUGAAAGCAAAAGGCAGAGACUAGAGAGCUUCGUGACUCCUAAUACUACUCCCAAUUUUUAGUCCUCCGUCUGCAUCGGCCAUCCUUCCCAUAAAGGUACCUUCGUUUCUCUUUCAAGCUUAUAUACAAGUAUAUUACUAGGCCAUCCCCCUCUCGCUGUCUCUCUCUCUCUCUCUCUCUCUCUCUCUCAAGCUGAAUUGCAACGGAUUUUUCAAGUCUCUCUCAGAAAUUGAACUCAAGAAAAAGCAUCUCCUAUGUCUACUUUGGGGAAUUCUACAAAUAUAUUUUGGCACGAAUGCCCAGUUGGGAAUUCUGAGAGGCAGAAACUACUUAACCAGAAGGGAUGUGUUGUAUGGAUAACGGGCCUUAGUGGAUCAGGUAAAAGCACACUGGCAUGCUCACUAAGCAGGGAACUACACUCUAGGGGGAAGCUGUCCUAUGUUCUUGAUGGAGAUAACCUUCGUCAUGGGCUGAACAAAGGUCUGGGUUUCAGUGCUGAAGAUCGAACUGAAAAUAUCCGCAGGGUUGGUGAAGUAGCAAAACUCUUUGCAGAUGCCGGUUUGAUAUGCAUUGCUAGUCUGAUAUCACCAUACAGAAAAGAUCGGGAUGCUUGCCGUGCAAUGUUGACUGAUGCAAAUUUUAUUGAGGUUUUCAUGAACAUGCCUCUGUCAUUGUGUGAGUUGAGAGAUCCUAAAGGCCUUUACAAGCUUGCACGUGCCGGAAAGAUUAAAGGUUUUACUGGCAUAGAUGAUCCUUAUGAACCACCUUUGAAUUGCGAGAUAGAAAUACAAGAGAAAGAUGGAGUUUGCCCCUCACCAUCUACCAUGGCUGGACAAGUAGUAUCCUACUUGGAAGACAAAGGAUUUCUGCAUCAGUGAUCAACUCCACUAACUUUGCAUCAUCAUUGUCAUAAACUCGUCGAACAAAUAAUUUAUCAAGUGUUCAUGUUCUAUUCAUUUUAAACUGCCUGGCUAAGGGUGCUAGCAAGUUCUAACUACAUCACGUGGGAUGUGUUUGGAACGGAUGAUAUAUAUUUCAAAUAGUACAUUUUGGUUGUUUUUCUAGACUGAUAGGGCACCAUUGAUACCGUUGAAUCAUGGAGACUUCUCUUAUCUGGGUUCAUUCCGAACAACCCAUUAUUCUGAUCAAAAUUUUCAUCUUAGAUAUUUACUCGUCCAAAUGGAUAUCAAUUGUAUUCAUCACAUUGAUUAUGAAUAUAAGUUAUACUUAAAUAUUGAAUAUAA
Messenger RNA from Hevea brasiliensis (rubber tree), 1246 nucleotides. Its product is annotated as adenylyl-sulfate kinase 3. Lineage: Eukaryota; Viridiplantae; Streptophyta; Magnoliopsida; Malpighiales; Euphorbiaceae. The record is from RefSeq and is a predicted model, not a curated record. The transcript is spliced from 7 exons. Gene Ontology annotation, biological process: sulfate assimilation. The coding region runs from base 257 to 880 and encodes 207 amino acids. Gene Ontology annotation, molecular function: ATP binding; adenylylsulfate kinase activity.